Messenger RNA from Stegodyphus dumicola, 5381 nucleotides. RefSeq lists its product as uncharacterized. Gene Ontology annotation, molecular function: calcium ion binding. NCBI's taxonomy places the organism in Eukaryota, Metazoa, Arthropoda, Arachnida, Araneae, Eresidae. The record is from RefSeq and is a predicted model, not a curated record.
CGUACAACUGGAGCUUCAAGAAGGAGACUGGCUUGUACUUCACGUAAAUAUGUCGACGAACGAAAGCUUAGAAGAGGCAGAAAAUAUGGAAGUCGUCCUGGAUCCCGUGCCCGAGCGUGAAGCAGUGUCUUGCAAUUUAGCUGUCUUACCGAUUGAGGCGAUGGCUCAUUGGAAAGUGGGAGUCGUUGAUAAUAUCACUCUCAAGGAAGAACUUCUUCUAGCUGGAGUUCACAUCUUUAGCGUGAGGACUCGUCUACCAUCAACUGGCUGUGAAGUUUCUUGGACCUUAAAUGUAACCGUUCGAACUCAGGAAUGUUCAAGACUUCCUGAAGAUGACAUUUGUUCAGGUAAAGGGACUUGCCUCACAGACCACACAUUGACAACAUUCACUUGUCACUGUUGCCCAGGAUUCGUUGGACGUUUUUGUGAAGAACGUGACGGUUGCUAUGCCAACCCUUGCCAACACGGUGGAUUUUGCGUGGAUAUCACAGAGGGGCUUACUGGAUCAACAUACCAGUGUUUAUGUCCUCACGGAUUUAGAGGACAGGCCUGCGAAGAGGAAGUAAAUCUGUGUGAUCGUAAGCCAUGUCUGAACAAUGGCACUUGCAGAGGUAAUCAGACAACUUACUGGUGCGAGUGUCCUCCGGGUUACAGUGGACGUCACUGCGAUGCAAACGUUAAUGAGUGUCUCUCAAGCCCUUGUGUUCAUGGUGUUUGUGAAGAUGGGUUAAGUGGCUAUAAAUGUUACUGCUUACCAGGUUACGGUGGGGAUCACUGCGAGUUUGAAUAUGAUGAAUGCGAUUCGAGUCCUUGCAUCAACGGAGGAGCUUGUGAGGAUUUGGUAGCAGGAUAUCGAUGUCAUUGUGGACCAGGGUACCAAGGACGGCGUUGCCAAGUGAAAGUAGAUCUUUGCCAGCCUAAUCCGUGCCCCCCUCCGGCACACUGCGUUGACAGAGGAAACAAUUACAGCUGCAUAUGUCACCCCGGUUACAAUGGUCCCGGAUGUACUCAACAAUAUGAUCCUUGUUUUCCAAACCCUUGCCAAAAUGGAGGUAGUUGCUGGCCUAGCCUGGACUCAUUCUUUUGCUCUUGCCGCCCUGGAUAUACAGGAGAUACAUGUGAAGAUCUGACAUCUGUUUCAGAGUUACGUUAUCCAGGGAUGCCUAUGGCCCACACCUUAGAGGACACGUCAGUAUACCGCAGUGCUACCAUCGGACCUGCUAGUGCACCUUUAGAUCAUCUGCACAAUCUAUAUAUCGCUGCUGCUACACUUGCAGGAGCCUGCUUGAUAGUUCUCGGAGUCGUAACUGUAUGCCACUGCAGAGUGCACAAGACAUACCGCAGAUUCACUAGAAAACUGAGCCGCAAUUCGUCAACGGAUAUAAAGCAAGACCAGCUCGAAGACCCAGACAAGUAUUCACUGAGGUGGUGUGGGAGCGUUUCUGAAGUUACAGGCCAAGAAGGAAUAGGAGGAGGAAAGCUAGACGGGCCAAGUCGAGAUCUACUGGAUACGGUCCGAACUCCUCUUAUUCAUUAACCCACCUUGCUCUUGUAAACUCAUCUAAGCCUGGAUAUGAAAGUACAUCCAAGAUGGCCGCCCAACUACCCGCCCGUCAACCUCUCACAAUUCGCGAUUUAGAAAAUACUAAUGCAAUACCACAUUAACUGCUUUUGAUUGGUAUAUGAACACAAUUAUGAGUGAAAAAGUGAAACCAAAUAACUAAGAUAAACUGGCCAUUAGUUGGUGUAGUCCUUUCUGUUGCCAAUUUUUGCAAAUCUAACGACAGACACAGUCAUUGUAUUAUAUACGACAACUGCGGUUUUUAUUUGUUUAGCUUUUUGUUUGGGAAAACCAUUUAAAAAAUACUGCUUUAAAUUGUAAUUGCGACCAAUAUUUUAAAAAUUCUGUGUACUGAAAUAUCAUUGUAAUAGAUAUACAAGUUGAAAAUUUGCGUUAAACGAUGCCCAAUGGAAUUUUUAGAAGUAAAUACCAUGUUGCGAAAAUUAGUAAUUAGAUAUUUUCGCUGGUUUCGAGUUAAAGCUCACAUGUAAUUUGAAAACUCAUACUUUGACUGACAUAGUCUGUUAGAUUAGCAUUUAUAAAUUAUUAGAGCGUUGUUUUUGCCGUUUCAAUUAAGCUCCUAGCGUAAUGUGAUUAAAGUGUUCUUUGGUGUUUACGCAAAGCUUCAAGUUGUCCACAUCGAAACACGUCCAACACCGUGGGGUCAAAAUGCAAUGUUAAUUCUCCACAUUAGCUUUUGCACAAUCCCACCCAAUUUUUAGCACAUUUCUUAUUAGAAAUAUUUAGAAAUAGAAGUAUACAAGUUUUCUUUUAUAUUCAACUUACUUUAGCUAUAAAAGUAAUGCCAAAAUGUUUCCUUCCGCAAAUUCAUCAAAAUACAUGUUUAAAGACUUUUUUCAGCAUACGUAACUUGGAUCACAUUUUGUAACAUUUAUGAAAACUGUAUAAAUGUUUAUGAAAAUUUAUCUUACAAAAAUUGAUUUUUGAUGUAACUUUUAACUAGGAAAGGAGUUGGAUGUUGUUCCACAUGAGAGGUAUAAUAUUAUGACUGUUGCCAACUGCACAUCCGUUUUAUUUAUUUACCAGUCCAGUAUUCUUUAUGGUUCCAGAGAGGUAAAAGGAGUUUUUAAUCAAUAUCCGUGAGUGAGAAAUUCUGAAAGAGUAUCUCUCUGCUUUGUUUAAUAACGAUAUAAUUGAUGCUGCAGAGUUCUAAAAAUACUAUCAGAAAUACACCAAAAGCGUACUGUUAGGUAAUAAAAAACCUAAUGAUAAAUUCAGAAUGAACAUUUUCCUCUAAUGAGAUCCAAAAUUUUAUUAUGUUUUAAACAUUCAUCAUAAGAAAAGUCCAGCUUAAAGUAAACUAUUAAUUACUAAACUACCUUCACUGUAGGAGAAGCAAAUCUUUACAUAGGACUUCCAUGAUUUGAUCUAACAUUGUCAAAGUACUAUUUGUUUAUAUCAUUUAAUGCUUUAUUUACUGAAACCGUAACAACAGCUACUGAAACCUUUUUCACGUUAUUAGCACAGUUAACAUAUCCGUAACCGUCCGUUUAACGUAGUUGAAGUUCACAAUUCUAUUCAGCUUUUCCAGAAAACAUUUUACGCAAAAUAUGGAACACUGUUCAGUGUGGGCAUACACCGUCCACUCUGCAUUAAUUGCUUCACUGCUCUGUUAAACAUCUUGUUUUAAUUACUUGAAAUGCUGACAGUAUUCAAAUCUAAUGGAUUUUUAUUUUGAAAUACUUAGUCCAUCAUUCUUUUUGAAACAGAACAACUUGUAAGAGCUUUAAAUUAAAAGUCAAAGUUCAUCAUUCAUAUGUAAUGCAUAACGUCAUAAAUAUGCUUAAUUGUUGUAAUUAUUGACAUCUUUUUCCAGAAUUCAAUUUUCACCGUAUUUCAUUUCAAAAAAGUCCUUAUUUAUAAAUUUAUUUUAAUAUCACUAUAUAUAAACUUUUCCUUGAACCUUUUCGGUUCAAACUUUUAUUCUAAACAUUGCAUAAAUUAUCUAAACAAAUGUUUGCUUUUGAAUUAAAUGAGGGUACAAGAUGAUUUUGUAAGAGACACGUAUUGCUAAAUAUCUGAUAUGGUGUAAAUUACUCGUCAUAAAAAAAAAUUUACUAAACAACUAUCAUCGCUUUUCCUCAUUCUCUUGCAUAACACCAUUUUCAGAAGCACAUAUACUGGUGAAACGCAGAGAAGUUUUUGUAAUCAUUUUAGGUUAUUACGAGAGAGAACUUUAUUUUAAGUAUUUUCCAAAUAAUGAUUAGCUUGAUUUUAAAUUCCUUCCCUGUAACAUUUCCAAUAAUAUAUUUUAAUAAAAAUAAAAUAUGGUUGAAAUAUUCUUAUUCACAUUGUUAGCUUAAUAACUAUAUUAAUCUUAAUAAAUAGAGAAUUUACAAAUUUAAUAUUAGUAAAUUUAUAUUUUACUUAUAUUUAUUCCUAUGAUUUAGAGAACCUUUUAAUUUAUAGAGUUAUAAUAAAAUAAAAUGCAUCCAAAAUAACUUUAAACUGAACCAUAACACCUUUGUAGAAGUAGUACUUGUACUACCCUAUUUUGUAGAAGUUUUGUGCAUAUUGUUACCUUUAAAUGAUAUGAUAAUUGUCUGCUACUUUGUUCCUAAAAUCUGACCCUUAAAAUUGUACUAUUUAAAGUUUCUGCUAGAUGGAAAAGCAAUUGUUUUGUAAUUUUUAGGAACUUUAUUUUAAAAACUGUCAGUUUUAUACUUGUGUAAAACCUCUUUCAAUAUACCAAAAAUCAAAAAAGUAAGAUAUCUUGGUGCCAAACAUUGAUUUUAUAAUCAAUCACAGAUUAAUAUGCCCAUUGAAUUAAUUUUAUAAGUUUGAAAUUUCUUUCGUAAAUGAAACAUUUUAUAUUUGAAAGGAAAUGAUUUUUUUAGGACUUAACUGGAAAAACUUCCAGUACCUCUAUUAACAGCAUUCAUUAUAACUUUAAUAAUACCGCUAUUAAUAGCAUACAUAUAGCUCGAAUGCUUCUGAUAUUCCUCUUAACAGCAUGCACUAUUAUUUCAGUCGAACACAAAAUGUACCGUCAUUUUGCAUGCUGUUUCGUUUCUGCUACAGUGCAGUACUCAUUAUUGUCUCAGCCUAUCUAAUAACUCAAGAAUACUAAUGAUUUCGACUAAAAAAGCAAAAUUAAAAUAUAUUUAAAUGCACAUUAUAUCAUUCGUGACUUAACUUCUGAUAAUAACUCUGAAGUACUUUGUACUGUACUUCUAGGGUACAUUUCUUUAUCUCGACGCUAUGAUACAGAAUUUGAUGAGAGAUCAUGUUGCCACACUAUACAUAAUCUUUGAGAGAUAAGCAGUCAACGGAAGUUUAGUCGAUGAUUUUGUGAGUUUUGUUUCAUUUUAUAAUUGUUAAAUAGCCAAAACAGUUUUAUAAGAGAAAUUUACUUUUAAAAUCAGGAAAAUAUCCGACAGUUUCAUAAGGAGUAACCUACAAAGUUGCCUACACGCAACAGGCCGUGAAUUAUCCUUAAAUUAUAUGCAGCUUUAUCUUGCUAAGAGUGCGCUUUCUCUCUGAGUUGAUUUUUCUUUAAGUGAUUUCUAGUCAAAGUAGAAGUUACUAGUCACAUGUUGUCACUAGAUAAUAGCUAUCUCUCUCUCUUUCUCUGCAUAACUGUCGUGAAAGUUGAAUACAUACAAGCACUUAUAAACUGAGCUUAAUUCUAUUUUACUAGAUGCCAUUAGAAAUAGACCAUCCAAGCUGCAGAAAAAUUAAGCUCAUGUAAAAUAAAAAAAAAAAAAAAUAAAAAAACUUUUUCCAUAUGUUCGAAAAUUACUGGGAAAAACGUGUAAACUUCAUACUCUGUGAAUAAAUAUAAUGUUUUUGCUUUGUU